Molecule: messenger RNA, 2270 nt
Organism: Pieris brassicae (large cabbage white)
Lineage: Eukaryota; Metazoa; Arthropoda; Insecta; Lepidoptera; Pieridae
Product: arrestin domain-containing protein 17
Exons: 8
Coding region: 146-1408 (420 amino acids)
Biological process (GO): protein transport
Cellular component (GO): cytoplasm
Source: RefSeq, a predicted model, not a curated record
UCGAUGUCAAUACCACAAAAUUUAUAAAGAGUUAAACUAGACAGUAUACACUUCAGUCAGUUCUAAAUUAUAGGUGAUAAGUGUUAGGUUACGGACUACGGAGUCUCGUCUCGGUGUUUUCUUCUGCAUUAAUAGUUUAAUAACAAUGGGAUUAAAAGAAGCUGUCAUCUACUUAGACAAUCAGUGGAACACAUACUAUGCUGGCCAAACUGUAAAUGGAAGAAUAGAGUAUGUCUUCGAUAGUCCUAAAAAAGUUAGAGGAAUACACGUAAAGAUUAAAGGUGAAGCACAUACAGAGUGGAGUGAGAGUAAACAGGAAGAGGAUACUGAUGGUAAAAGUCAGUCAUCAGAAACUCUUCAUACAGGCAAAGAGGAGUACUUUCAAAUUUCUUACUAUCUAUUGGGAAGUAACACUGGAAAUGAAAUUGAGAUACCACCUGGGAAACAAAUAUAUAAUUUUACUUGUACUUUACCCCCUGUUCUUCCAUCGUCCUUUGAAGGAGAGCAUGGAUAUGUGCGAUAUACAGUUAAAGUCACUUUGGACCGCCCAUGGAAGUUUGAUCAAGAGACAAAAAUGGCUUUUACUGUUAUUAAUGCUUUGGAUUUAAAUCUUAAUCCGUCUUAUAGAGAGCCUUUGCAUUUUCAAAUGGAGAAGACAUUUUGUUGCUUUUGCUGUGCAUCACCACCGCUUUGUGUGGAUAUAAGGGCACCUGUCACAGGAUAUUGUCCCGGACAAGUUAUUCCUUUAACUAUUGACAUCGAGAAUAAGAGCAAUGUACAAGUACAUCUUGUGAAAGUAUUUUUAAGAAAGGUAGUUACAUAUAGAGCUACAUCCCCAAGCAAUGUUACAAAAAAAUCAAAAGAUAUUAUUUUAACAAUCCAAGAGGGUCCAGCACCUGCUGGGAGUACAAAACAUUGGAAUUUGAAUAUGGAGAUUCCUCCCAUUCCUCCUUCUAAUCUUGUUAAUUGUAGCAUUAUUGAUUUGGACUAUGAUGUCAAGGUGGAAUGUGUUGUAUCAGGAAUGCAUAUAAACCUGAAAGACAAGAAGUAUAUUACUAUUGGAACGGUUCCCUUGGUGGGUGUUGGUGUAACUCCAUCUGCGCCAGUACUCUCUGAAGGGGGUAAUCAACCUGCUGUUUUACCAGUUUCUCCUGGAGAAUCUGUUCAACCCUCAGCGCCAGGAGGUGAAGGUCCUGGUGGUUGGGUCGCUCCAGGAUCUGCGCCUGCGCAGCCACCUUACCAGACCCUCUAUCCUACCUUGACUGCGCCCGUGUACAGAGAGUCCCCGUACGGACGUAAUAUACAGGACCGUAAUGAAACCCAGCAUAUGGCUAUCACAGGACCUGCUAAGUUUGCGCCCUAUUAUCCUACGUACGCAGCAAUUCAACCACCUCCAUUACCACAAUAAAACACUUGAUUUAUAUUAUUAUACACAUUAUUUUAAAGUUUAUGUUUUAAAGUUUGGAGUAGUUAACUGAUUUUCAUAUUUUUGUUAUAAUUUCACAAUAAUGUGCACGUUUUUGAAAAGUAGUGUUGGCCUCGUGACUUGAGCCAGCGAAUCGACAUGCAUCAUCAGGGCAUCAAUAGCUCUUUAAAGUCUUAUUAUCUAAUCCUCGCUCAUAUGGUGAAGGACCCAAAAAGUUGGCGACGUGUGUCAGGCACACAAGGCUAAUCACAUACUUCCCUAUUAAGAGAAAAAAUAUCACGAUAGACAUACAGAAAUCUGAAAACCAAUGGUUUUGCGACACUUUGAGUUAUUGUAUAUUUAUCGUUGGUACCUAUAAAAUAUUGUAAGAUUUACUCGGCUUAUAACUAGGCUUUGGUGCUAUAUUAAGGCUUUUCUAAUGAAUCUCUGUUGUUAUGAGCCAUAUUUUACUUCUCAUACUAACCAAGGUUAUAUAUUGGCUAAGCAUUUAUAUGUAAGUUAUUAAUUGGGACUGUAAAGUAAUAAAUGGUUGCAUUAAAGAACUUAGGGUGAGAAUGAUUACCGAAAGAUACGAGACGUUGCAUUCGAUUGUUUUUUGUCUAACGGACGUCAAAUGAUUUAUAAUGUUGUGUGUCAACUUGUAAUAGACUAGAGAUGCUGUUGACCAAUCACAAUCGAACAAAGCGCACGAUCGUGAUUUUCCUUUCCGAUACGAUCCGAUCCGAUAUAUUUUAAAGUCCAUAUUUUAUUCUUAAUUAAUUAUUACUGUUAUAUGAAUUAUAUUUUAUUGAAUGUAUUGUCUUUAUAAUGAAUUUUUUUUUACAUGUUUUGAUAUGUUCUAUAA